AUGGCAUCAGGAGCGGUGAAAUUCGAGAGUCGGGAAUUUGUGGGACUGUCAGUGAAGGCAGUGAAGGUUGUGAAGGUUGUGAAGGUUGUGAAGGUUGUGAAGGUUGUGAAGGUUGUGAAGGUUGUGAAGGUUGUGAAGGUUGUGAAGGUUGUGAAGGUUGUGAAGGUUGUGAAGGUUGUGAAGGUUGUGAAGGUUGUGAAGGUUGUGAAGGUUGUGAAGGUUGUGAAGGUUGUGAAGGUUGUGAAGGUUGUGAAUACUCAGUUGUGUGGCGCCAAGUCAGUGUAG
This is a messenger RNA of Penicillium digitatum Pd1, 285 nucleotides long. NCBI's taxonomy places the organism in Eukaryota, Fungi, Ascomycota, Eurotiomycetes, Eurotiales, Aspergillaceae. The record is from RefSeq and is a predicted model, not a curated record.